AAAAAAAAAAAAAACUUGGCAUUCUAUGUAUUUAUACGCUCCCUGUCUCCUCUCCUGUUUCCCUCCCCAACUUGGCAGGCCUUUGCCUUCGGCGACAGCAGCUCUCCCUCACCGCUGUCGACUUCGCGCUUCCACUAUAAUAUUGCGUCCUCUCUCUCUCUGCGGUUUAGUUCUAUGCUGUUAGGUCAAAGGAGGCAAAGAUGGUGUUUUUGGCUUAUUUUUAGAAUUAGGGCAAAUUGUCCGAAAUUCAAAGUAAUUGAAGCUACUUCACCCACUUCCACUCCUUCUUAAUCUAUAAAGCAAGGACAGACGAUGAACGCUUCGAUAAUCGAUCCACUGCAAGGAGAUUUUCCAGAGGUUAUAGAGGAGUAUUUGGAGCAUGGGGUCAUGAAAUGUAUCGCCUUUAAUCGUCGUGGCACUCUUCUAGCCGCUGGAUGCUCUGAUGGAAGUUGCAUUAUCUGGGAUUUCGAAACUAGAGGAAUUGCCAAGGAGCUUCGGGAUAAGGACUGUGCUGCUGCAAUAACAAGCAUCUGCUGGUCAAAGUAUGGUCAUCGAAUCCUUGUUUCUGCUGCUGAUAAAUCAUUAACACUUUGGGAUGUUGUAAAUGGAGAGAAGAUUUCACGCACUGUUCUGCAGCAGACACCACUGCUGGCUCGCCUGCAUCCAGGUUCCUCUGCUCCAUCUCUUUGUUUGGCAUGCCCACUCUCAUCUGCUCCAAUGAUUGUUGACUUAAACACAGGAAGCACCACUAUGCUUCCAGUUGCAGUGCCUGAAAUGGGCAAUGGACUUGUCCCUCAAUCACGCAGCAAAUCUUCAGAUGGAACUCCCCCUUUCACUCCAACUGCUGCAUGCUUCAACAAGUAUGGAGAUCUAGUGUAUGUGGGAAAUUCGAAAGGGGAAAUAUUUAUAAUAGAACACAAAAGCAUUCAAGUGCAUGCCAUGGUUUCCAUUCCAGGUGGUGCUGUGAUAAAGAACAUAGUAUUCAGCAGAAAUGGACAGUAUCUGCUUACGAAUUCUAAUGAUCGGACUAUCAGAAUAUAUGAAAAUCUUCUUCCUCUGAAAGAUGGCCUUUCUGCUCUGGAGGAGAUGAACAGGACCAUUGAUGAGCAAGAUGGUGUUGAGAAGAUGAAAACUGUUGGAUCAAAGUGCUUAGCAUUAUUCCGAGAAUUUCAAGAUUCUAUCACCAAAAUGCACUGGAAGGCACCUUGUUUUAGUGGUGAUGGUGAGUGGGUAAUUGGUGGUUCUGCAAGCAAAGGAGAGCACAAAAUCUACAUAUGGGAUAGGGCUGGACAUCUUGUAAAAAUCCUUGAAGGUCCAAAGGAAGCAUUGAUUGAUUUAGCAUGGCAUCCUGUUCAUCCCAUUGUAGUCUCUGUUUCCUUGACAGGCUUGGUGUAUAUUUGGGCUAAGGAUUAUACUGAGAACUGGAGUGCAUUUGCACCAGACUUCAAAGAGCUAGAGGAAAAUGAAGAGUAUGUGGAGCGAGAAGAUGAAUUUGAUUUGAUGCCUGAAACUGAAAAGGUGAAGGAAUCAGAUGCUAAUGACGAUGAAGAAGUUGACAUUGUGACGGUGGAGAAAGAUGCCUUCAGUGAUUCUGAUAUGUCACAGGAAGAACUAUGCUUCUUGCCGGCUGAUCCUUGUCCUGAUGUUCCUGAGCAACAGGACAAGUGCGUUGGAAGUUCUUCCAAGUUGGACAGUAAUCAUUCUGGAUCCCCUCCUUCUGAAGGAGCUGGACAAAAUGGGCUUGCUGUGAACCAUGCAUCAAGUCCACUUGAAGAGGACACAGGAGGUACCCGAAUGAAGAGGAAACGGAAACCUUCAGAAAAGGGGUUAGAGUUGCAGGCCGAGAAGGUCAGGAAGCCCAUGAAACCAUUGAAGUCUUCUGGUAGAUUGUCAAAAAUAAAAAAUAAAUUUGUUGUUGACCUAGAUAUUAGUAAUGGUGUGUAUGGGGAUGAUGUUUCUGACGAGUAGCAUUAGAUUUUUGUAAUAAUGAAGAGUCUAUCUAUUGUGCUGGAAAAUUUGGCAUCAUUUAUUAUUCAAGCACUUUGAGAUGCUCAACAA
Hevea brasiliensis (rubber tree) is the source of this 2058-nucleotide messenger RNA. Its product is annotated as protein RBL. Gene Ontology annotation, molecular function: protein binding. The transcript is spliced from 5 exons. The coding region runs from base 313 to 1968 and encodes 551 amino acids. NCBI's taxonomy places the organism in Eukaryota, Viridiplantae, Streptophyta, Magnoliopsida, Malpighiales, Euphorbiaceae. Gene Ontology annotation, cellular component: Set1C/COMPASS complex. The record is from RefSeq and is a predicted model, not a curated record.